AUGAUGAAGAUGAUGAGGAACAAUAAGUACAACGAAGACAACAACAAUAGCGAUGCAAGCCAACAUGCACCACAUUUAGAUGAUUUCAAUAACACAUCAACACCAGCACCACCACUACCGAACCAUUCGGAACAUGAGAUCCAGGACCCUUCUGUAGAUCUUUCCGCUUCAUCAUCAGCCUCUUCAUCAUCCUCAACCAUGAUAACCAACCAACAACAACAACAACAUCCUCUUCAUGAAAAGGAAGAGCCUCUUCAUGCAGGAGUGGUCGUACACUCGAUCAUGAACCAUUAUGGUGGCCUCACUCUCCGAAAUGUAAGCUACAAGAAAAAGGACAAGAUGAUCCUCUCUGAUAUUAGUUGUACAUUUCCACAGGGUCAAAUGACGUGUAUUAUUGGAAGUUCAGGUUCUGGUAAAUCUUCCUUGUUAGAUCUCAUUUCUCGUCGUGUGAACAACUCCAAAGAAUGUUUUGGAGAGAUUGAGUUCAAGGGACGAUCCAUGACAAAGAAACUCUUUCAAAAAGAGGGUGGCUACGUUUUUCAAGACGAUAUUUUACUCGCCACAGAUACCAUUCAUGAGACGCUCCUGGAAGCCUCUCUUCUCAAAUCGAAACUUUCAAAGAAUCAAAGUUUACUACAAUUAUUGAAAGAAAGAAGUGACAGAACCUUUGAAAUUGAGAAUCAAAUGGGACUCUAUUCAUGUAGAAAGGUGAAAAUUGGAAAUGGAGAAAAGAAGGGUGCGAGCGGUGGACAAAAGAGAAGAGUCAGCAUUGCCAUUCAACUCAUCAACAACCCAGAUUUAUUGCUCUUGGAUGAAUAUUCGAGUGGCUUGGACUCUUUCACUGCACUUCAAAUUGGAAAAACAUUGUCAUCAAUGGCUCAUGAACAAAAGAAAACCAUUUUGGCCACACUUCACCAACCUUCUUCAUCACUAUUUGCCUUAUUUGACAAUGUCAUGCUUCUCUCUAAGGGAAGAUUGAUUUAUUUUGGACCCAUCUCUGAAAUUAAGAGUUACUUUUCGAAAAUUGGAUAUCCAGUACCACAGGACACCAACUUAGCGGACUGGUUAAUUAACACAGUUUCUAAUCCAUUCUUGCAGCAACAAUCCAUCGAUAAAGCCAUACUCGCUGACUUGCCAUCUGAAUUACAAAAAACUCAACAACCGCUUGCAUUAUUGGAACCAUCUGAAUCUCAACUCUCAAUCUCUGUGGAGGGAAAUAUUGCAACAAGCAGUGACGAGCAAAUUCAAGUUGCUACUGGCACCAUUCUUACAACAGAAAAAAAGAAAGAGAAGUUAGAAAACGAAAUGGCAGUCAUGCAAAUACGUGUGGACUGGAUGGCUGAAGUGUUUAAGAUGCUCCAGAAUGCCAAAAUCACCAAUAUUUCAAGUCAUAAUAAUUUAAAAAUCUCUGAAAAACCUCAUGAAGAUUUACAAAAUUUGCCACAAACGAUAUCACAAUUCGACGAUUCUUUGACCUCUCGAAUCUUGAUCGAAUUUGUGAAAUAUUUGGUGUUAGUGUGGAGGAAUUUGAGAACUACUGUACGAGAUCCUCUCAUUCUUGUUUCUGAACUGUUCCAAACCAUUUUUCUCGGAAUUUUUACCGGUUUACUCUAUUUUAGACUUCCCUUAGAUCAACAAAGUAUUACUGAUAGAAUUUCUGCAUUAUUCUUUGUGGUAGCAUGUGCUGCAUAUGCACCCUCAGCAUCGGUUGUUGCCACUUUUCCACAACAAAGAGCAUUAAUGUCACGAGAACGAGAAAGCAAUUUAUACGGUACUUUUACAUAUUAUGCCGCCUAUACGACCGUCCACACACCAGUGGAGGCCAUUUUUCCAUGUGUCAUGUUAAUAUGCACGUAUUGGCUGGUUGGCUUUCAAAAUCGACCAGAAAACUUUUUCAUUCUGUUAGGAAUUUUAAUUAUUGUUCAGUGGUUGAGUGAAAGUUUGGGUCUCUUGGUUGGAGCUCUUGUCAAAACAGUCGAUGUUGGAAAUUUGGUCUUAUCUGUACUAAUGACAAUUUGGAUGUGCUUUGGUGGAUAUUUGAUAAGAAAUUCUCAAAUUGGAUGGUGGUUUUAUCCAUUCUCAUACACUUCUCUCUUCCGAUAUUCGGUUCAUGCAAUGACACAGAAUGAAUUUAAUCAAUUGAAUUUCAAAUGUGCUGCCGUUUCGAAAGCACUUCAAUCAGUGAAUGUGACCGAGUUGUGUACGUUCCGAAAUGAUAGUUCCAUUUUGUUGCCAAAUUCCACUCACUAUCUUCCUUUAGAACCUUACACGGCCGAAAUUUGUUCUAAAAUGAACUGGAAUAAUACCAUUACGACAUUGUCAUCGUUUGGAUGUUUGCAAAAUGGAGAACAAGCAUUGGCCUAUGUGUUUGAAGAUAGCAAGAUUCCAAUAUGGGGAAAUGUUCUCAUUUUGCUAGGCAUGUUUGUGUUUUUGAGAAUUUGUAUUUAUUUGGCUUUGAGAUUUAGACGAUUUGGAAAGAGAUAG
Molecule: messenger RNA, 2484 nt
Organism: Naegleria fowleri
Lineage: Eukaryota; Heterolobosea; Eutetramitea; Acrasida; Naegleriidae
Exons: 4
Coding region: 1-2484 (827 amino acids)
Cellular component (GO): membrane
Molecular function (GO): ATP hydrolysis activity; ATP binding; ABC-type transporter activity
Source: RefSeq, a predicted model, not a curated record